This is a messenger RNA of Rattus norvegicus (Norway rat), 8226 nucleotides long. It is a transcript of the gene Havcr1l1, whose product is annotated as hepatitis A virus cellular receptor 1 like 1. Gene Ontology annotation, biological process: symbiont entry into host cell. Gene Ontology annotation, cellular component: plasma membrane. NCBI's taxonomy places the organism in Eukaryota, Metazoa, Chordata, Mammalia, Rodentia, Muridae. The record is from RefSeq and is a predicted model, not a curated record.
UUAUUUUGUCUUGUUUUUUUUUUUUUUUUUUAUUCUUUUUUUUUUUUUUUCGGAGCUGGGGACCGAACCCAGGACCUUGCGCUUGCUAGGCAAAUGCUCUACCACUGAGCUAAAUCCCCAACCCCGUUCUUCUUGUUUUUAAUACAAGUUCUUGCUCAGUCGACUUGACUGUCCGGUUGGACCUCAAAUUUAAUGUAAUCCUUCUACCUCUCUCUGCCUCUUGAGUGCUGGGAUUAGAACCAUCACACUGGGUUCCAUUCAUUUUAAAUCUAGAUCAGAUAAAACCCUGCCAUUCCCUCCCUUCUGCUAAAGCUCCCCCGUUCUCCCAAGGAAUGACCUCUGACGCUUAGUGGUGCUUUAUUCUUCUAGACCAGCACUGUCUAGGAGAAGCUCAAUGUGGGGUGUGGUCAUGGGUGGUGGUGGUGGUGGCAGCUGCUACAGAAGUAAUUUUGAAUUUUCUACCACAAUUUACAUUCACAUGUUUGUUUACUUCCUUCCAAUUGGCUCUGACACACCCAUUCCCUACAAGGUCGUGUGAGCGCAGCUCAGCUGUGCACUGAGCCUGUUUAUACUGCUGGAGUGAAAUAAGGGGCGGACCCUAAGGUUGUUUCCUACCUGUUUGCACCACAGUAGAUUUCUACAACAGCCUCUCCUCCCCCCCCCCCUCUCUCUCUCUCUUUCUCUCUCUCUCUCUUAAAUGUGGUGCUGGUGGUGAGGGGCUUAGAUAGAGUAUUAUGGGUUAUGGUGACCUUGAACUCUUGCUCUCCAGAGUUCCUACCUCCACCUCCAUUGCUGUGGUCUCUGCUGUAUCACCCUGAAGGGUUAGAACAAUUUGUUUAUGCCAAAAUUGACUAUAUCAUAGCCAAACUCUCAAAGCUGAGGUAGCAGAAGGCUCCAGUGCUCACGGUGAAGGGCUUGAAGGUCUGUCUGCUCUAGGCCUUAGUGAAGGUCUCCACAGUUUUCACUGUUCCUUCCAACAGUGACAUCAACCACUCUCCUCAGGCAAAAAAUCUCCGACACACAUGCAGCGGCCUCAUCAUCCUGGAAUUCCAGGGAACGACUAUGCAAUGUGACCUUUCACUCUGUCCUUGCUGCUUCUUUCCAGUCAAGGUGUCAGAAGAGCACUCUGGGCAGGGCCGCCAGCCUGAAGCUAAUUGCUAAUUGACAGUAGCCUUGGGAUAUCUUGUUGGAUUGUUUAUUUCCAUGUUGAUCAAGUUUUUAAUCAUGAAAGAAUAUGGAUCUGCGGGAAAAUCAUGUUUCCCUGUAGUCAUCCAGUGUCCUUUAAGGUCUGCAGCGAGUGCACCAGGGACCAUUGAUCAAAACAAGGGGAGUUGUAUGACACUGUUAACUGAGUCUUGUUCCUUACUGGGAGUCCUGGGAUUGGUUCCUGAAGUUUGAAUGCUUUAGUGGGGUGUGGUUUCACAUGACUUCAAUUCUGGCAUGAGGCAGGGGGAUUGCUAUUGUGAGAGCAGCCUGAUCUACACAGCAAAAAGACCCUGUUUCAAAAGUAGAAUGAGGACAACAGCAAAAACAAAAUAAUGUGAAAUAUAUCUUAGUGGUAUACACGAUUAAAUAAACAUCACUAAAUAAAUAACAUGCGAAGACUGUGCUAAUGUAUACUAAAAUAUUAAAACCAAAAGUUAAAAAAUAAUGGAAAAGACAAACAUGUCGGUGCAUACUUGAUGUCUAGUGCUCCAGAACCAGAAACAAGAGGACUGAGACCCUAAGGCCAGCCUCAGCUACAUGGAUACUUGAGGUUCCUGAGUUAUAUGAGACUUCAUCUUAAAACAAAGCAGCAAAAACCCAGCCCAGCAAACAUCAAAAUAUAUGGUUUAUCUUUAGAGUGGAAUUCCCCCAUUCUCUGUUCUUCCUGUUAAUCCCCUCCACUGCCCAGGGGUCAUCUGAAUGGUUUCUUUGAACUUAGACCAGCACAGUGCGAAUACGACAAGAACCUCACAGGCAGUUUUAAUUUUCUACUAUCUAUAUUAAAAAGAAAUGGGUGAUAGGGCUUGAGAAAUUGUUCAGCAAGCAGUUAGAUGGACUGCUCACCUCAGUGGUGAAGGCCAGACUGAGCUGAGAGACCAAAACUUUUGGGUUCAGACUCUGUCUUAGAGAACCUGACCUAAGGUUAAACUCAAGUUAACUAACAGGAUGGUGCCUAGCACCAGUUUCCAGUCUACCCCACAAUAAGACCUGUGUCUAGCACCAGUUUCCAGUCUACCCCACAAUAAGACCUGUGUCUAGCACCAGUUUCCAGGCUACACCACAAGAAGACCUGUGUCUAACACCAGUUUACAGGUUGUUCCCCAAACAAAUCUGCACCCCUGAGUUAAAAGCCUACCUCUGCCUAACAACCACCAAUCAGGAGGAAAGCAGAAGUUAAGUUUGAGGUUUGGCUCCUAGCACCAGCCAUGUUAAAGGCCAGGGUGCUCCCUCCACACCCCCAAUCAGAUGUGUACCAGGCUAGAUACCCCCUUUCUUGCCUCUAUAAAUGCUUGCCUAAAACUAGGCUCAGGGCUCCCCCUUCCUGUUGUGUCAGAGUUGGCGGGGACCCCAAGCUCAAGCUUGAAUAAAGAGACCCUAUUGAGAUUGCAGCUCCUUGGUGGCCUUUUGGGGUUCACAAAUGUUUCCUGGCACAACAGAGCAAACCAGCACCAUAUACAAAGACAACAUCCCAAGAACACCUGAAUCCCAGCUCUGUGGGUGGUGGUGGUGAGAAGAGAUGGGGAAUUGCUCUGCCUUUCUGCCUUAUGGCUUCUGGUAUAAUAGAGGAAACGUGACUCAAAGGAAUAGGCAGAAUGAUACAAGAGGACACCAGAUACACACACACACACACACACACACACACACACACACACACACACACACACACACACACACACAGAGCAACCGACAAACAGAAAUUUAAAAUAGGAAUGAGUGAUAUUAAUUUUAAGCGUUUAUUUUAUUUAACUCGAAGCACUGAAAAAUCUAUCUUAUCAUCUUAAUAUGGAACAGAUUUUGAAAGUCACUAGGGAGAGUUCAUACACUUUUGCUGUAAGUCUCACAAAUUCAGUGUGCAUUUUACCUUUAUAACGCAUCUCGGCCCUCAUUGGCCACGUCUCAGGUGCUCAGCUGCAUAAGGAAUCGCACAUUCUAUCUAGCUUGUAUAAAGGAUUUACAAGCUGUAAGCCUAGAUUGGGUGGGAUUUGGAUCUAUUUUAACUUACAUCCCAGCUCUCUUCUCUUGUUACUUGCUGUUUCUUCUGGCCACUGGGUAGUCAUGGCAGGUCCCUUCUCUUGGCAGCCUCAUCCUCCUUUGGUCACCAUUCUUCUCUCUUACUCUCUCUACAUGCAACCCCCAGCCAUGUAACAGAAAACCUGCCUACCCACUUCUAUCUACUGCCCAAUCACAGGUUUUAUCUUUUUGACCAAUUAACUUGGGGAACAAAGUUGCAUAGCAUCCUGAGGAUCUCCUUGUCCCUGAGGGUCUCUUUGUGAGGGGGGCAAUCAGAUCUUGGGGGCCAGUAUUUAGCAUUUGAAUACAAAGCAGUUCCAGACCAACCCCCUACGCUCAGCAGCCACUUGGGACUAGGGGAUACUUCCUGUGACCCACAACACACCUCUUGUAAGUCUUUGUUUAUCUGUCUACCCGCAAAUGAGCACAUAUUAUAACUUCUCACUUUCUUCUUGGAUAGCACACUUCAUUUAAAUAGAUGUGUAGUUUAGGUGGAACAAAUGCUAUUAAACCAUUUCCCUAAUCACAGAUAUUUCAUUUUUAAAUGCUUUCUACCAAAUGCCUUUAAAUGCUGUUAGAGAGUAGAGAUGUCAAUGUGAACUUGCCCUGUCAAAGAAUGUGAUACUUUAAAAAAUACUAUAAUUAUAAAAUGAUAACAUGUUUCAAACAAAUAGAGCAGUAAGUAUAUAGCUAGAUGUAUGUAUUUUUCAUGACAGUUGUGUUAGAAAACAAACAGAAAUUUUGAGACAGUGUCUCCUGUUUCCCUGCUGGUCCGGAAGGCCUUUAGUAACCACUGGUGACCUUGGACUUCUGAUCCUUCUGUCUCUACUUCCCAAGUGCUGUGGUUUGCAGGUGUGCACCGCCAUGCUGGUCUUUGAAGCCAGUGCUUGGCCCAUGCUGGACACUCUACUGAGUUACACCCCAGUCCCUAGAAGUCAAAAUUUUUAUGUCAGCACGACCCUUUCAAUUUGGGUUUUGCUUUUUAAAUUGGAGCAAUCAUGAGGCUGGUGCAUGAGGAGCAGAGCUGGAGACCAAACAAAGCAAAGCGGAACCAGAUUAAGCAAACCACAGAGGCCAAGCAGUUCCCACCAGUUUUCUGAUGAAAUCCCAGUGAUUCCUAUGCACACAUGCUCACACAUGCAUGGGCACAGGCAUGCAUGCAUACACGCCCAUAUGCCACACACAGAGGAAAAUAUUUCUUUUAAAUCUUAAAAGAAUAUAAUCUUAAUUUAACCUAUUUUAGCAUAUUAGUGAGUCUUCCUAAAUAUUCAAAUGAUUCAUAAAUGUAGAACUUAAGGAUGGAGAGGUGUUUCAGGAGUAUAGAGCCUUAGGUUUAAUUCCCAACACUCAAACACCCUCCUUCAUGGCUUCUCAAAUGCCCUCUUCUGAUGUGUGUGAAUUCAUUCAAGCUCAUGGUACAUGUACAUACACUAAACACACACACACACACACACAUACACACACACACACACAUCCCUAAAUAAAUUAUGUUUUCACAAAUAUACAAAAGAGAAUAGAGUUUCAAAAUAAAAGUUCUCUUUCACCAAAGUAUUUCUCCACCAAAUACUUUGAAGAAUUUGGAUUCUCUCCGUGACAUUCAAACAUACCAGCACGUGCGUGGAAAUGUUUUGCCGUUGAGGUGUGGUGAUUGUACAAAAAUGGGUUUCUGUGAAAUAGGUUAUUAUUCAUUUACUUGUAUUUCUUAAAAAUACUUUAAGUCAUACAAUCUCAAUGAAAUACUGAUAUUCUUCAUAAAUAUACAUUGUUAUUAUUAAGCAGGUGGGCAUUGUGUAAAGACCCCAAUCCAAGACUAUUUAACAUAAUAUGGCCUACACUGUAUAUAGAUGUUUCUGCCAUGGGCAGGCAGCUUAGGGAUCAGCAGCUGUGGGAGGUCUUGAAUUGGAGUGUAAACAGCUCAUACAUAUGUACGUGUAUGUCUCUCUCUCUCUCUCUCUGUCUCUCUCUCUGUCUCUCUCUCUGUCUCUCUCUCUCUCUCUCUGUGUGUGUGUGUGUGUGUGUGUGUGUGUGUGUUAUAUUUAUUGUACAUCACAAGACCCGAGUGAAACAUUGUCAGCUCCUAAGGUAUGGAAUGCUGUUAGUGUCUACUUUUGAGAUAAGAGUUAUUUUGUAAUAAGCUAUAUAAGACAGGAUCUGGACUAGGGAUUUGCUGCUAUAGACAACAAAUUUAAUCUGGAAACUGCAAGUUAUGAGGCAGCUCUGGUAGCCAUCAGAGAAAAGUAUCCUAAGAAAGGAACCGGCCAUGGAAUAGAUACAGGGACCAGGGGAACACGGGAUAUCCUAUAAGCAGACAGGAAGCCAGUCUGAAACAAUAUAUAAAAAUGUACUCACACACAAAUAUAUAAAUCUAAAACAUUUAAUAAAUAUACAAAUAUAAAUACAUAAAGAUACAUAUACAAUCAUAAAAUGUAAGUAUAUAAAUAUAUGAAUAUAAAUACAUAAAUUUACAAAAAUAAAUAUGAACAUAAAAAUGUGUGUGUGUGUGUGUGUGUGCGUGUGUGUGUGUAUGCUAAAAUCCCAGUUGCAUAUGUAGCACAGUUUAGAGAACACCAGGCAUUCAUGAAGCCCUGACUGGAUCCUGAGCACAGUGAAAACACCAGGAGGCAGCACACACCCAUGAUCCACACUGGUGGAGGAAGAAGGAUCAGAAGUUCAUGACCCUCUUUGACUGCAGGAGCAAUUUCAGGCUGUGACCCAUCUCUCUGCCUCCAAAUGGGUGUGGGGUAUCUUAUACUUGCUCAGAUGGUGACGAUCCAGAAAUCUUACCCCAACAGAUCUGUGACAUUGUCCUCAACAUCUUUAGGAAGACACGUGGUUGCCUUAUGUACUUGGUUUGUGGAAAUGAAAACACCCUCAGAAUUCACAACUGCUCGAGAAACACUUGCUUGGACAGCAUUCUACCCUCUAAUUGCCAGAUGGGAAAGUAGUCAUGUCCAGUUUCCCACCUUACACAACUCCCACACUUCAGGAGGCUCCGUGGACAAUUUAGUACAACUGAAAGGUGGAUCUGGGUAUGGAGACGCUUGGCUUCAGCUCUUUAAAGAUCUCUGCUCACCAAGCAUUCUGGGCCAGCCUGAAAGUCUUCCCGUAGACCUUGAUGCCAUAGAAUACAAAUCCACCUGCCUGGGGUUGGAGAGAUGGUUUAGCAGUUGAGAGCACUGGCUGCUCUUUUAGAGGACCUGCGUUCAACUCUCAUCACCUACACGGCUUACAACUGUCUGUAUCACCGGUUCCAGGGGACCUGAUAUCCUCACACAGACAGACAUAUGUGCGAUAGUUCAAUGAGUGAAGAUGCUUGCCACCCCACACUCCCUAAACUUUUGGAAGCAGAGUCCAUGAUCUAGAUUUAUUUCUUUCUCCUCCUCCAUUCUAAGUAUGGACGGCGAGUAAACAUUUAUUAGAAAGAUAUUAGUAGAUGGCUUCCAGGAAGUAUAACAAAAGCCGUGUCCCCUUUUCUCUUGUUCCAGGAACUCUUGGCUUCUCCAGUUCGUUCUCCUUUCUGCAGUGCAGUUUACUCUCCUGUAAAUCAAGAGGAUUGGCCCAGGUGUCAAAGUCCCUUAACUCUCCAAAUGUCUGAAAAGCAGUGCUGUCCCAAGGCCUAGAGUCACACCUCAAGUGAGGAUCUUUGCUGAAGCUUGGAAAACCGCUCUAGCACAUGAGGGGUGCUCCCACUUACUUAGGCUCCCUUUAGUCUGUUUAUACCAGUGAAUAGAUGCUAUCUAGUGGGUGGAUUGGAGAACUGGAGAACUCAGUUUUCACACAGAACAGGUGAGAGUGUGGCCAGGAGAUGAGGAUGGGAUUACAAGACAGAAUCUUGGAGAUUCCAUGGGCAGUAGAGCACCAGAAGAGACUAACAAGAAGUCACUUUCCCUUAAGUACAGGUAAGGACGGAUGUCUACAGACUUAAGCUGAAGAGAAAGAAUCAGGAUACUGCUCCAUACAGUUUCGGUACCAUGUGGAAUGACAUUGAAGAUGAUGUGGGGUUGAAUGUGGGACAUUAAACAACGAUGGUUGGAUCCCUAGACAUUUGGGUGACAGCAUCCAACAGAGUUCUCCAUAUAUUUGGUCACCACCAUGAUGCCCCCUCAAGUCCUCAUUUCAGGUCUCCUACUCCUUCUCCCAGCUGCUGUGGACUCCUUCCCGGAAGUGCAUGGAGUGGUGGGUCAGCCUGUCACACUGCCAUGUACGUAUCCAGUGUCUAAUGAAUUAGAGUCCGUGUGCUGGGGCCGAGGCGAAUGUGCUUCUGAUACGUGUGGACAAACACUUGUCUGGACUGAUGGAAACCAAAUCUAUCAGACAAGCAGUCGUUACCAGAUCAACGCGCAGCUUCUUCAAGGAAAUGCAUCCUUGACCAUCGAGGACACCUAUGAGAGUGACAGCGGUCUCUACUGCUGCCGAGUGGAAAUGAAGGGAUGGGAUGGUGUGCAGACACUGACCACCUCACUGCAGGUUCAACCAGUUUGGACUGAGACUGUGACAUCUUCAGACCACCCUUGGAAUAACCACACUGAAGUGGUCCCUACGGAAACUCCCCUGAAGAUCCCCAUUAGGGGUCUCUGUAUUGGAAUCUCUGUGUCUGCCUUCUUGCUGAUCCUCGCGAGCAUCCCAACUGUCAUACAGUGCAGACACAGAAGAAAGAAGAGCCAAGAGAGCAACUCUGAAUGCGGCUCAGUUUCCUUCCAUGUUUAUCACAACGAAGCUUUUCAAAGUAUAGCGCAACUCCCAGCUGAAGAUGUAGUCUACGUCACUGAAGACAGUGCUCACCCAAGGGUUAAAUCCCAGUUGCCCUUGGAGAUGACAACCUUCCAAACCUGCAGAAGGAAGUGAUGGACUGUAACUGCGCUGAGAAUCCUUUGAGCUGCAGGGCUGUUUUCCGUAUCAGUUUAUCUCAGGAUCCCACUUCCUGGCAGUGGGGAGCAUGGCCAUAGUAAUCCAGGAAAUGGCUGUAUCUCUUACUAAAGAGACGGGAGUAUAAGUGUAUGUACAUGUAUA